AUGGCGACGAUGAAAAGUUUGAUAGGUCUGAUUAACAAAAUCCAGAGGGCUUGCACUGUCCUCGGAGAUCAUGGCGGUGAAGGAAUGUCUCUCUGGGAAGCUCUCCCAACCGUCGCCGUCGUUGGUGGCCAGAGCUCCGGAAAAUCUUCAGUUCUAGAAAGUGUUGUGGGAAGGGAUUUUCUGCCUCGUGGAUCUGGUAUCGUUACAAGGAGGCCAUUGGUGUUGCAGCUUCAUAAGACUGAAGACGGGACAACCGAGUAUGCUGAGUUUCUUCAUGCUCCUAAGAAGAGGUUUGCUGAUUUUGCUGCUGUGCGAAAGGAAAUUGAGGAUGAAACUGAUCGUAUUACUGGGAAGUCGAAACAAAUCUCAAACAUUCCUAUUCAGCUGAGCAUAUACUCUCCUAAUGUUGUUAAUCUGACGCUCAUAGAUCUUCCGGGUUUGACGAAGGUUGCUGUAGAUGGACAACCAGAGAGUAUCGUCCAAGACAUUGAAAAUAUGGUCCGCUCUUAUGUUGAGAAGCCAAAUUGCAUCAUAUUGGCUAUUUCUCCAGCUAAUCAAGAUAUUGCAACCUCAGACGCCAUAAAACUUGCUAGAGAAGUUGAUCCUACAGGUGAAAGAACUUUUGGAGUGGCAACCAAGCUUGAUAUCAUGGAUAAAGGAACAGAUUGUCUAGAUGUUCUUGAGGGAAGGUCAUACCGUUUGCAACAUCCCUGGGUCGGAAUUGUGAAUCGUUCACAGGCUGAUAUCAACAAGAGGGUUGAUAUGAUUGCUGCGCGUAGGAAGGAGCGUGAAUAUUUUGAAACAAGCCCUGAAUACGGGCAUUUAGCCAGUAGGAUGGGAUCAGAAUACCUAGCAAAACUCUUGUCUCAGCACUUGGAGACUGUUAUCAGGCAGAAAAUCCCCAGUAUUGUCGCUUUGAUCAACAAAAGCAUUGAUGAGAUAAAUGCAGAGCUGGACAGAAUUGGAAGACCUAUCGCUGUAGAUUCAGGGGCCCAACUUUACACAAUCUUGGAACUCUGUCGGGCAUUUGAUCGUGUCUUUAAGGAGCACUUGGAUGGAGGACGACCUGGUGGAGACCGGAUUUAUGGAGUUUUCGACCAUCAGUUACCAGCAGCCUUAAAGAAACUUCCCUUUGAUCGACAUCUGUCUACCAAAAAUGUUCAGAAGGUUGUUUCAGAAGCAGAUGGUUAUCAGCCACAUCUUAUUGCUCCUGAACAAGGAUACAGAAGGCUCAUUGAUGGAUCUAUAAGCUAUUUCAAAGGACCAGCUGAGGCCACUGUCGAUGCAGUUCAUUUUGUAUUGAAAGAGCUGGUCAGGAAGUCGAUUUCAGAAACAGAGGAGCUGAAGCGAUUCCCGACUCUAGCAAGCGAUAUAGCAGCAGCAGCAAAUGAAGCUCUUGAAAGAUUCAGAGACGAAAGCAGGAAAACGGUUCUGCGUCUGGUGGACAUGGAAUCCAGCUAUCUCACGGUUGAGUUCUUCAGGAAACUUCACCUCGAACCCGAGAAAGAGAAACCAAACCCGAGAAACGCUCCACAGCCAAACGCAGACCUCUACUCCGAUAAUCACUUCAGAAAGAUCGGAUCGAACGUGAGUGCGUACAUAAACAUGGUCUGCGACACAUUGAGAAACUCUCUUCCCAAAGCUGUUGUUUACUGCCAAGUCAGAGAAGCUAAGAGAUCGCUCCUCAACUUCUUCUACGCUCAAGUCGGCAGGAAAGAGAAGGAGAAGCUGGGGAAUAUGUUGGACGAAGACCCACAGCUGAUGGAACGAAGAGGAACCUUAGCGAAACGGCUAGAGCUUUACAAACAAGCUAGAGACGACAUCGAUGCCGUGGCUUGGAAGUAA
This is a messenger RNA of Microthlaspi erraticum, 1845 nucleotides long. The record is from the annotation of a GenBank genome assembly. NCBI's taxonomy places the organism in Eukaryota, Viridiplantae, Streptophyta, Magnoliopsida, Brassicales, Brassicaceae.